Bursaphelenchus xylophilus (pine wood nematode) is the source of this 2234-nucleotide messenger RNA. NCBI's taxonomy places the organism in Eukaryota, Metazoa, Nematoda, Chromadorea, Rhabditida, Aphelenchoididae. The record is from the annotation of a GenBank genome assembly.
AUGGCUACCGCCACCGCCUCUCAGCCUCCAGUCCAAGAAGAGGGCGAAGAUUCGUUGUAUCCGAUUGCUGUUCUCAUCGACGAGCUGAGAAACGAAGAUGUCCAGCUUAGACUCAACUCUAUCAGGAAGUUGUCCACCAUUGCCUUGGCUUUGGGAGUUGAGAGAACACGAAAGGAAUUAGUCCAAUUCUUGACCGGUAUGUGCAAUAUCCUUUUGCUUCCUUUGACUUUUAGGUCUUCAGUAUAGAUGAGGUUUCUAACAGCUUUUAUUCAUUGGGUUGCCCAUCCUUUAUACGUAUUUUGCAUAACUAACUUUUGGUUUUUUAGACACCAUCUACGACGAAGAUGAAGUGUUGUUGGCUUUGGCUGAACAACUUGGGAACUUCACCCCUCUGGUUGGAGGUCCAGAGUACGUUCAUUGUCUUCUUCCUCCUUUGGAGAAUUUGGCUAACAUUGAGGAGACUGUUGUAAGAGAUAAGGCUGUGGAAAGUCUAAGGAAGAUUGCUGAUAAACACUCUCCAGCUGCUUUGGAGGAACAUUUCAUCCCCAUGAUCUUGAGGUUGGCUCAAGGAGAUUGGUUUACUUCUAGAACAUCAGCUUGUGGACUGUUUAGUGUCGCAUAUGCUCGAGCCAGUCCACAGAUGAAACUGGAAUUGAGAGGGUAAGAAUUUCAUUUUUUGUUUGAGUUGCAGUAAUGAUGUAUAGUAUAAUAUCUUCCUUUCAGUGUGUUCCGUCAACUCUGCCGUGACGAUACCCCAAUGGUUCGUCGUGCCGCUGCCUCUAAGCUAGGUGAAUUUGCGAAGGUGGUUGAGGAAGAUAAUCUCAAGAACGAGCUGUUCCCAAUCUUCGAAGAUUUGGCCAAGGAUGAUCAAGAUUCUGUCCGAGUUUUGGCUGUUGAAGCUGGUAUUAUUAUGGUUUCUCUUCUUCGUGAAGAUGCCGCCAAGCUUGCCCAGAUUAAGCCAAUCAUCAAGGAAUUGGCCGGCGACAGAUCUUGGAGAUCAAGAUAUAUGGUCGCCGAGAGAAUUGUUGAGGUAAAAACUUGCUCCAUUUUUGUUUUGUUUUUUUAGUCUAGGUAUAGUUUGUACCUCUGUCUUGCAGAUUCAAGAAGCUUUCCGAGACAAGAUCACCAUCGAAGAAAUGGUCCAGAUCUACACCAGUUUGUUGAAGGAUUCUGAGGGAGAAGUCCGUGAUGUCGCCGCUUCCAAACUCCAAGCUUUCUGCUCGGCUCUUCCUGAAGCUGGCCGAAAGGAAGCCAUCAUCAACGAAGUCCUUCCAGUUGUCAGACCAAUGACUUCUGACACCAAUCAACAUGUUAAAGUAGCAUUGGCUUCGGUUAUCAUGGGACUGGCUCCAAUUCUUGGACAAGAAAACACUGUUACACAUCUUUUGCCUCUCUUCUUGGCCAUGCUUCAUGAUGAUACGGCCGAGGUUAGGCUCAACAUCAUCUCUUCUUUGGAUAAGGUGGGUUUCAUGUCUGAUUAUUUAUAGUUAUAGUGUUUUAUCUUUGUUGUGAAGAUUAUUGAGAACUUUGUUUAGGUUAGCGAAGUUAUCGGUGGCAAUGAUCUCCAACAAUCUGUCCUCCCUGCUAUCAUUGAAUUGGCUGAGGACGGGAAGUGGAGAGUUCGCUUGGCCAUUGUUGAGCAUAUGCCUCUGUUGGCCGAGCAAUUGGGCCGUCAAUUCUUUGAUGAGAAACUUUUGAAACUGUGCAUGGCUUGGCUCACUGAUCACGGUAUGUCUCUUAGUUAUCUUUCAUAUUCCGUCUUUAGUGUACGCCAUCAGAGAAGCAGCCACGACUACCCUGAGGCGUUUAGCCGAGAAGUUUGGACCCCAAUGGGCGUGUGAAUCGAUCCUACCCAAGGUGAACGAAUUGGCCGAGGACAGCAAUUAUCUUCACCGAAUGACCUGUCUUUUCUGUUAUAACACAUUAGCGCAAGCGAUAGGAAAGGAGAAUGUGGUUGCUAAGAUCUUCCCCGUUCUCAAGAAAUUGGCCGAGGAUGGAGUUCCAAAUGUCAGAUUCAACGUGGCCAAGUCGUUGGGAAUUAUUGGAAAGUCACUAGAUCAACCGUAAGUUUUUUUUCUGCUGUGGCAAAUAGCGGAUGGAUAAUGUAAUUUGAGUAUUGUUUUAGGCUUCUCACCUCCGAAGUAAAGCCCCUGUUGAAGAAACUACAAGAAGAUUCAGAGUUCGACGUCCGAUACUUUGCCGACGACGCAACUGAAGCGCUGGCACUGAAUUGA